GCUUCAUAUUUCUGUGGAAUUCCCAUUUGCUGGGGAACUGCUGCUGCUCUCCUGAUUGAUAUACGAGGGCAAUGGCACAUUUCCAUUUGACAUUCUCUUUACCUCAGUUUUCUUUUUAAACGUCUGCUCCAAGUUCCUUCUUCCCCCCCCCCUUGUGUUUGGAAGAAAGAAAGAAAUAAAAGGAAAGAAAUGUGACGGAGCAUUGCCUGGAUAUUCCAACUUCUUGCUUUGCACAGCUUAACAUGGAAAUGGAAACUUUUGGUGCACACUUCUGAGAUAAAAACUAGCUCCAAAGCAUGUGGAACAAUGGAAGCUUGGAAGUUAAUGGAAGAUUGUUAUGUAAACCUGAAAGGAAGACUGGGAUUGAGUAUUUAACCAAUUGAGGUCCAAGACUUGCCAUUUCUCCAAAGCAUUUCAGUAAACGAUGGGAAAUCGUGUCCUUCUUGCAUGGAUUUCUGCGCUGUCUCUGGUGGUAAUUUUGGUCAAUGCAGACAAAAAAGGCAAAGCUUUCCUGGCAGAAUCAGAUCCCGAUCGUUGCAUGAGACAUCAUUAUGUUGAUUCGAUUAAUCACCCGCAACAUAAAUGCACUGCCAAGAUGGUACUGCUAGCUCGCUGUGAAGGACGCUGCAGCCAGACUUCUCGCUCAGAUCCACUUGUUUCCUUCAGUACAGUCUUGAAGCAGCCGUUUCGCUCCACCUGCCAUUGCUGCAGGCCUCAGACUUCUAAGCUGAAAGCCAUUCGCUUGCGUUGCUCUGGGGGCAGAAGGAUGACUGCCACCUACAGAUAUAUACUCUCUUGUCAUUGUGAAGAGUGCAAUUCAUAGAGACAUAAAGACAACUAGCCAAGGUCUGAAAAAUGAGAAGACAGUUCACAAAAUAUUUGUAAUAUAUUUUUUUAUGUAUUGAUUACAAACUUUAGCAGGAAAUCUGCAGAUGCCUGGCAUUUGGUUAUGAGGAAUGAAUAUCUGUUGCUGUUUUUUUAUUUUAUAUAUAUACAGAUAUAUAUAUAUUGUUUCUGUGUUUUACAGCAUCAGACUUUGUACACUCCACUCUAUAUAGGAGAUGACAACCUAUAUUUUGGCUUUUUUCCUGCUACCUGCUUGAUCACAGGCAUGGAACUCUCAGAAGAUCUUGUUUCCCUGUUUUAAUAUUGUCUUGUAGUACAUGAUGGAAUAGUGCAAACUAAAGGCAAGGUUUGUUCAUCACCAUGGAUUUAAAUGUAGAAUGAUGGGCUGACAACAGAAUAAUAAAAGAUAUUAUUUAAAUCUAUUAUCUAUAAAACUUUUCUUUAAUGACAUAUCCAGUCUUUGGCUGAUGUUUGAAGUGUUUGUAUUAUGAUUUUAUGCAUAAGCUACUCAUGCUUUACAUUAAUAUAUAAAUAACAGGGUCUUUGAAUAAUUUAACAAACAUUUAAAAAAAAUAAAUAAGAAAAAAAUAGAAUCAGAGGGCCCUGCUCACAAAAGAUUAACAUUUUUCCUGUAAUGAAUUUUUCCCAAUGUGUGUUGAAGAUUUUAUUAUAGCAUUAAACUUCAUGUUACUUUUAAAUCAUCCCAGAAUGGUUCUAUUACUGUAAAAGUAUUUAGUAGUUGUCAAAAAACAAUGCUAUUUUUGUUUUUCAUUAUUGAGAUA
Xenopus laevis (African clawed frog) is the source of this 1628-nucleotide messenger RNA. RefSeq names its product Norrie disease (pseudoglioma) S homeolog (gene ndp.S). The record is from RefSeq and is a predicted model, not a curated record. Gene Ontology annotation, biological process: positive regulation of transcription by RNA polymerase II; nervous system development; positive regulation of DNA-templated transcription. Gene Ontology annotation, cellular component: extracellular region. NCBI's taxonomy places the organism in Eukaryota, Metazoa, Chordata, Amphibia, Anura, Pipidae. Gene Ontology annotation, molecular function: cytokine activity; frizzled binding. Bases 425 to 823 code for a protein of 132 amino acids. The transcript has 3 exons.